UUCCAAUGUUUGUCUGUCCCUACUGUUGCUCGACUCUCAUUCUGCUGUCCAUCGUCAACACUCUGCUUCAUUGAGCAAUCAACAUCCUUAUUAAAUGUUGCUCAUCGCUCAUGCAUCAUGGCCUACUCGGCUGCACAAGUAUAUUUCAUAUCCAUUAACUGGUAUCGGAGCAUGUACACAGCGGGCAUUUUCACAACAAAUUUUCUGUCUACAGCAAGAUAAGCAACAUCAUCAUUUAUCCCUUGAAGAAUCUCCCAGAUCAAUGUAUGAUCGCGGCCAUCAACCAGACCCGGAUGAACUACGUCGGCUUCUAACGAAAGGCAUUCGAGCCUACUUCUAUUUCAUUGAUGUGCAUGGUCAGGUUUUUCUUCAGGACACCAACCCAAAGAACUUCACGUCCUGUUAUAAAGAUCCAAAAUUCCUAGACUUUUUUCUUCGUCGAAUCAAACCCAAUUCAUCCCCAUUCUUUUCUGAAUAUGCAUGGCAGAGUCCCUGCGGCAAGGAAAUUAACUUUGUUGAAUCUGCUGAUACCCCUCUUGUCUUCCACGGCUUCCAGGAUGGGAAUUUGUUAUGGGCAGGCACACAACGAACUCCGUUCCUUCCAGAAAAACUCUGUGUAUCGGCAUCGACCGGACGAAUCUAUCAUCCAUUACCUCCGUCACUGCAAAUUGCGAUACCUUCUUCGAGCACAGACAUGAAUGCAAAUAAAAGGUCAGAAUGGCAUCGAGGAUGCACCUUAGGCUUAAUCAAAUCGUCAUUAGUGCUAAGCGAGUUUGCAGCAGAUCUUGAUGAGGAUUCAGUCGUCUGGCAAGGGACAAGACAUUUGUUAAAAAAAGUAUAGAGGGGCUUUGGCUCUUAAAUCCUACAACAAAGGGAAAUAAAGCUGCGAUG
Lobosporangium transversale is the source of this 891-nucleotide messenger RNA. RefSeq lists its product as hypothetical. The record is from RefSeq and is a predicted model, not a curated record. The transcript has 2 exons. NCBI's taxonomy places the organism in Eukaryota, Fungi, Mortierellomycota, Mortierellomycetes, Mortierellales, Mortierellaceae. Bases 95 to 841 code for a protein of 248 amino acids.